Molecule: messenger RNA, 3128 nt
Organism: Coccinella septempunctata (seven-spotted ladybird)
Lineage: Eukaryota; Metazoa; Arthropoda; Insecta; Coleoptera; Coccinellidae
Gene: LKRSDH
Product: alpha-aminoadipic semialdehyde synthase, mitochondrial
Exons: 10
Coding region: 99-2897 (932 amino acids)
Cellular component (GO): cytoplasm
Molecular function (GO): saccharopine dehydrogenase activity
Source: RefSeq, a predicted model, not a curated record
GUCGGCGAUAAAACUUUUGAAAGAAGAUAAGUCUCCCGUUGCCUCGAAUUCGAUUCAGUAUUCGAGCGAAAGUGAAACAAGGGGCUGAAACGGCCAAGAUGGGUGUGAACAUGUUGAAAGUUUCGCAGCAUUUGAAAAAUGUGAUAAGUAAACGAAAUUAUGCGACUAAAAAAGUGAUGGCAAUAAGAAGGGAGGACCAAAGUAUUUGGGAAAGGAGAGCCCCCUUCGCUCCAAACCACGUGAGAAAAUUGGUGAAGCAAGGAAUCAAAGUGAUAGUUCAACCAAGUAAUAGAAGAGCUUAUCCCAUGCAGAACUAUUUGGACGCUGGAGCUGUUGUACGAGAGGAUAUAUCCGAAGCUAGUGUCAUUUUCGGAGUGAAACAAGUACCCAUCGAUCAACUGAUUCCAAACAAAACUUAUUGUUUAUUCUCGCACACCAUCAAGGCUCAAGAGAGUAACAUGCCCCUUUUAGAUGCCAUACUUGAAAAACAUAUAAGAUUGAUAGACUACGAAAAGCUUGUCGAUGAAAAAGGACAAAGGGUGGUAGCUUUUGGAAAAAUGGCAGGUGUAGCAGGAACUGUGAACAUCCUCCAUGGAAUUGGGCUUAGGAUGUUGGCCUUGGGACAUCACACGCCCUUCAUGCACAUAGGCCCAGCUCAUAACUACAGGAACUGCAGCAUGGCCUUUCAAGCCAUCAGAGAUGCUGGAUAUGAAAUAGCCCUUGGGUUGAUGCCCAAAUCUAUUGGUCCACUCACUUUCGUUUUCACAGGAUCUGGAAACGUCUCUCAAGGUUCCCAGGAAGUCUUUCAAGAACUGCCCCACGAAUACGUGGCCCCAAACAUGCUCCGUAAGGCAGCCGAACACGGCAGUCUGAACAAGAUUUACGGAUGUGUGGUCAGGAGGAGAGACUACCUGGAAAGAGAGGGUGGUGGUGGUUUUGACCCCGUCGAAUACGAAGAGCACCCAGAGAGGUACAUAUCCACGUUCAGCAAGAAGAUUGCCCCUUAUGCUUCGGUCAUAAUCAACGGUAUAUACUGGGCAGUGAACAGUCCGAAACUUAUAACGAUUCCAGACGCUAAACACCUCUUGAGAUCCGCCCAUACACCGUGGUUACCAACUUCUGUAGGCGCACCUGCGUUGCCACACAGAAUGUUGGCGAUUUGUGACAUUUCCGCAGAUCCUGGUGGUUCUAUCGAAUUCAUGAACGAAUGCACCACGAUAGAUAAUCCAUUUUGUCUGUACGACGCCGACAGGAACAAAGACACCAACAGCUUCAGCGGACCAGGCGUGUUAGUUUGCAGUAUAGACAACAUGCCGACGCAGUUACCCAGGGAAAGUACAGAUUUUUUCGGCGAUCUACUGUUUCCCUUCACUCAUAACAUCCUCCAGUCCAACGCUGAAGUGGACCUGGAAAAACAUUCAUUCUCACCGGUGGUUUCAGGGGCAAUCAUAGCAAGCAACGGUCACUUGACACCAAAUUUCGAAUACAUAACUGAACUAAGAAAACAAGCAACGAAACAGAGGGACAAAGGAUCCUCCGAAGUCCAGCAAAAGAAGAAGAAAGUCUUGGUGGUCGGCGCCGGCAGGGUGGCAGCUCCCCUAAUAGAAUACCUGCAUCGCGACGACAGCGUCGGCAUCACUGUAGCCUGCGAAAAAAUCGAGCUGGGCAACUCGCUGGCAUCCACCUACCCUGGGGUGGAAAGUUCCUACCUCAACGCUGCCGAGAAUCUACCCCUCUUGCAGGAAAUGGUAUCGGCGGCUGACUGCGUGGUGUCCAUACUGCCGGCCAAUCUGCAUCACAUCAUCGCGAGAGCUUGCGUGGCCGAGAAGACCCACAUGGUCACCGCCAGUUACAUGAACGAGGACAUAAAACGGUUGCACGACGAAGCUCAGGACGCUGGGAUAACGAUCUUGAACGAGGUCGGUCUUGAUCCGGGAAUAGAUCAUCUGUUGGCGUUGGAGUGCAUCCAGGAGGUCAAGUCGCAAGGGGGUUACAUCACGUCUUUCGAAUCCUUCUGCGGAGGUCUGCCGGCGCCGGAGUUCAGCGACAACCCUCUCAGAUAUAAAUUCUCGUGGUCGCCAAGAGGCGCUUUGUUGAACACUUUAUCGUCAGCAAGGUAUCUGAGCAAAGGACAGAUUGUAGAAAUCAAAGAGGGAGGCGAUCUGAUGAGAUCCACAAAAGCCUUGGACUUUCUGCCCGGCUUCAACCUGGAAGGUUUCCCAAACAGAGACAGUAUUAUUUACGGUGAACACUACGGCAUCGCUAAAGCUGCAACGAUACUUAGGGGUACUUUGAGAUACACCGGUUUCUCCCAAGCCGCUAGAAUAUUACAAGCCAUAGGACUAUUGGACACCGAACCUAAUCCCAGUUUACAUUCCCAAGGACCGGACAUAACGUGGAGAGAUUUAAUUUGUAACUUACUAGGUAUCGAAGAUAAAAGUAUACUUUACGAUAACAUCACCAACAUGAUAACGGAAAGAACUGGAUCAGAUUUUGCCGUUGAUUUAUUGGAGGACUUGGGAUUAUUAGAAGAAAACGCUGUAUUGAAAUGUGGAACGCCUUUAGAUACCCUCACACAUUAUCUAUCCAGUAAAUUAGCCCUAGAUAAAAACGAGAGGGAUAUAGUUAUUCUAAGACACGAAUUGGGCAUUGCGUGGCCCGGUGGUAAGAAAGAAAUUCGAGGUAUCAACUUCGUAGUGUACGGUGACAUAAAUGGACAUUCAGCUAUGGCGAAAACGGUUGGGAUACCCGCUGCCAUAGCGACCAAGAUGAUUCUAGAUGGGGAAAUACAAGAAAGAGGCUCAAUCCUACCUUUUGCACCUGAAAUUUACAGAACUAUAUUAUCGAGGUUGAAGAACGAAGGUCUCAAAGCCAUCGAAACUUCAAGAAUUCAUUGAAAAAUGUGAAUGCAAAAAACUAUUUAUUGAUUUUCCACCAAGGAAAAAUAGACUGACAUCUUCAUUAAUAAUGGAACUUUGAACAAAUAAGUAACUUUAAAAAAAAGUUCAUAUAAAAAUUAUCGUGUAUAAGAAAUAACUUUAAUACUAUAAAAUAAAAUGUAUAUCUGAGUACACCAUUCAAUGACAAUACAAUAAAAAAUAUUAAUAAAUAAUUCGUUGAUCCUUAAA